AUGGCUCCCAUCGAGUACCUCUCGGCGUACGAGGACACGCACAAGUACCGUGAGAUACAGGUGCCCCCCACAGCCACUGUCCCCUUUACUCCUCUCCCGCCUUCGCCUUCGCCAGACGCCAAAUGCUCCGUUCACAUGGUCAAGAACUCGGACCUCACCAUGUCGCUUAGCGUGUUCGUCCGCACCAGUGACACCAAGGCUCCCAUCGUACUGCCCGUGUAUACUUUUGUGGUCGAGCACUCAUCUGGCCGUCGCAUCGCCUUUGACCUCGGUGUCAAGCACCACUUUGAGGACUUUUCGCCUUUCACUCAGUCGGUCAUCAAGGACAUGCCCAUCACUUGGCCCCGUGCGACAGUUCCGGAGAUCUUUGAGUCUCACGGCGUAGCCGGCGACAGCAUCGAGGCUGUAGUCCUCUCGCACACUCAUUUUGACCACAUUGGAGACAUUGGCCAGUUCCCGACCAAGACCAAGCUCAUUGUCGGUCCCGGCACAGGCAAGGCGUCUCUGCCCGGAUACCCAACGUUCAAGGACUCGAGUGUGCUCGACUCGGACCUCCCGUUUGGCAGUGACCGCGAGGUCAAGGAGCUUGGUCCCGACGACCCGUGGGUCCCGAUCGGUAGCUACAAGGGCAUCGACUACUUUGGCGACGGAUCAUUCUACCUUCUCGACGCAUACGGUCACAUGAUCGGCCACAUUGCUGCUCUGGUCCGCACCACCACCAACCCGGACACGUACGUGAUCCUAGCUGGCGACUCUGCACACGUCCGCGGCCUCUACUCGUGUUGCCCAGGCUGUGCUCAGCCGCCGUUCCGUGCGGGCCUGUACCCUGCUGCAGACGGUCUCUCGCCAUCUGAGCGUGCCCGUGGUGGACUCCUCGCCAUCCACUAUGACCUCCCGGCUGCGUACGCCAACAUGGCCCGUAUGGGACGCAUGGAGGAGGAGGACAAUGUGACUGUUAUCCUGGGCCACGACUUGGAGUGGGAGAAGAUUCUGAACGAUGAGCAAGGCAAGGGCUGGGAGUGGGUGGAGAUUACCAACUGGAAGGCGCAGGGCAGGAAGGAGGCUGUGCGCAAGGAGUGGGUGUACACGCCCACUGGGGUCAAGGACAGCAAGGAGACGUAG
Messenger RNA from Apiotrichum porosum, 1122 nucleotides. RefSeq lists its product as uncharacterized. Lineage: Eukaryota; Fungi; Basidiomycota; Tremellomycetes; Trichosporonales; Trichosporonaceae. The transcript is spliced from 2 exons. The record is from RefSeq and is a predicted model, not a curated record. Bases 1 to 1122 code for a protein of 373 amino acids.